GACUUGGGACUUAGGAGUGCCAACAGGGGCCUCUUACUACAUUGGACCUGGGGUGUAAUGUGGACAAGAACAAGUACAGUUUCUGCGCCCGUGGACGCUGUAGCUUAGCUGAGGGGGGGAAUCGGAGGUAGAGACUGCUCAUUUGUCUAGCAGGACGUCGGCCUCUCCCUGGGAGCCUGACCUCGGCCCAUACGAAACACCAAAGACUUAAGCUGAGACUUCUGUAUGCAACCAGGAGGCUGCAGCAGGGGUGCUGAGCUCUGGGCAGAACCCUCAUCCCUCACCCUUCAAAGUGGACCCCAAGGGAGAAAUCCAACAAAAGCAGUGGCCACCAAACAGUCCAGGACGCACAGAUGUAAACCUGGAGAUGAGACCUGAGGAGAGGUGGAACCGUGUUGGCCUUGUACAACGUGAAGAAGCAGAUUCUGUCUUGGAAGAGCCUAUCAACGUAGAUGAGGAAGAUGGAGGUCUUCAAAUCUGCCGUGUAUGUGGGGACAAGGCCAAUGGCUAUCACUUCAAUGUCAUGACGUGUGAAGGAUGUAAGGGAUUUUUCAGAAGGGCCAUGAAACGCAAUGUCCGGCUGAGGUGCCCCUUCCGCAAGGGGACCUGCGAGAUCACCCGGAAGACACGACGGCAGUGCCAGGCCUGCCGUUUGCGCAAGUGCCUGGAGAGCGGCAUGAAGAAAGAGAUGAUCAUGUCUGAUGCCGCUGUGGAACAGAGGCGGGCCUUGAUCAAGAGGAAGAAGAGGGAAAAGAUUGAGGCUCCACCGCCUGGAGGGCAGGGGCUGACAGAAGAACAGCAGGCGCUGAUCCAGGAGCUGAUGGACGCUCAGAUGCAAACCUUUGACACAACUUUCUCCCACUUCAAGGAUUUCCGGCUGCCCGCGGUGUUUCACGGUGACUGCGAGCUUCCAGAGCUUCUGCAGGCCUCACUGUUGGAAGACCCUGCCACAUGGAGUCAAAUCAUGAAAGACAGUGUUCCAAUGAAGAUCUCUGUGCAGCUGCGCGGAGAAGACGGCAGCAUCUGGAACUACCAACCUCCCUCCAAGAGCGACGGGAAAGAGAUCAUCCCCCUCCUGCCGCACCUGGCCGAUGUGUCAACCUACAUGUUCAAGGGCGUCAUCAACUUCGCCAAAGUCAUAUCCCACUUCAGGGAGCUGCCUAUCGAGGACCAGAUCUCCCUGCUGAAGGGGGCCACUUUCGAGAUGUGCAUCCUGAGGUUCAACACGAUGUUCGACACGGAAACAGGAACCUGGGAGUGCGGUCGGCUGGCUUACUGCUUCGAAGACCCUAAUGGCGGCUUCCAGAAACUCCUGCUGGAUCCGUUGAUGAAAUUCCACUGCAUGCUGAAGAAGCUACAACUGCAUAAGGAGGAGUACGUGCUGAUGCAGGCCAUCUCCCUCUUCUCCCCAGAUCGCCCUGGCGUGGUACAACGCAGCGUGGUAGACCAGCUGCAGGAGCGAUUUGCCCUCACCCUGAAGGCCUACAUCGAGUGUAGUCGGCCCUAUCCCGCACACAGGUUCCUGUUCCUGAAGAUCAUAGCUGUCCUCACCGAGCUGCGCAGUAUCAAUGCCCAGCAGACCCAGCAGCUACUGCGCAUCCAGGACACGCACCCCUUUGCCACACCUCUCAUGCAGGAGUUAUUCAGCAGCACGGACGGCUGAGUGGAGAUCUCACGGAGCAGCCAGACCCAGAUGUUCUGAAUUGCCACUUCUAGGGCUACCAGAUGGACACACUGAUAACCAACAAUGCCUCUGUCUGCAGCUGGCUAGCAUUUCUCAGGAAAAGGACACGGGAGCUCAGCCUGUGGAAAGCGCUGCCCUAGAAAUUAGACCAUCUCUGUGGUUGGGAAUAAACCUUCAAAUCCUGCUAAAUUCUCAGGUGUUAGGUGAGAAAGGAGGGAUCAGGUCAAACCAGGUAACAAUGGACACCCAUGCCCCACACAUUCCCAGCCCCAAGCUUCUUCUCGAGCUGCUCACGUGUUCCAGACUUGAGCUGGUCUUAUGACAAGUGUCACUGCUGAAUGCCAGCAGCUUGUCAUGACCUUGUUCUGGACAUUUCAGUCAAGUUCCUGCGCCUGGGCAAACACAUUGUUAAUCACUAACCAUGUGAUCAGCUGUCGGGGGCGGGGUUCCAGUACAGACCCAGAUGCGGAUCCCCACCUCAGAAGACAAAGCUGAAAUGUCUGCUAAUAGCUUAUAAAACCUUCUUAAAUAACUCCUGUGGAGCUAAAGAGCAUGUGGCACACAGCCCAGGAACUUUGUGUAGGGUCUGGGGUUCUGUGCGUCACUGGAAGCCAAGGAAAGGUUCCCAAAUGCCAAGUGUGGAGGAAGGGGUGGGAACUAUGGCUGUGGGGACCUGUUCAUGACUUGGGGGGGGGUAGGUCUGCACCCCCAUCUGACCAGGGUCUGGUUUGCUCCCAGGGCUGUGGCUUAUGACAAAGUAACAGACAAUAAAUGUAUAAUGGCACAAUUA
Rattus rattus (black rat) is the source of this 2474-nucleotide messenger RNA. It is a transcript of the gene Nr1i2, whose product is annotated as nuclear receptor subfamily 1 group I member 2. Gene Ontology annotation, biological process: negative regulation of transcription by RNA polymerase II; positive regulation of transcription by RNA polymerase II; cell differentiation. The record is from RefSeq and is a predicted model, not a curated record. Lineage: Eukaryota; Metazoa; Chordata; Mammalia; Rodentia; Muridae. The coding region runs from base 368 to 1663 and encodes 431 amino acids. The transcript is spliced from 9 exons. Gene Ontology annotation, molecular function: zinc ion binding; nuclear receptor activity; RNA polymerase II cis-regulatory region sequence-specific DNA binding.